Molecule: messenger RNA, 225 nt
Organism: Mesocestoides corti
Lineage: Eukaryota; Metazoa; Platyhelminthes; Cestoda; Cyclophyllidea; Mesocestoididae
Source: the annotation of a GenBank genome assembly
AUGCCCAAUCGUUUUACUCACUGGCUUCGACGGAAUCAAGGUCGGCUCAAACUGCUAAGCGGUGGAUUUUCUUUUCGAGGUCAGGCGUCUGAAUGUUUCAACCUAGCGCGUCGGGUCAUCUGGUGCCAGAAGACCGAUGACAGAGCACCAGGCCCCCUCCAAUCGCUUGAGGCCCACCGCCACAAUCAGCCGAAAGAACCCCCCAAACAACCAAUGCUCAUUUAG